This is a messenger RNA of Somion occarium, 1562 nucleotides long. Lineage: Eukaryota; Fungi; Basidiomycota; Agaricomycetes; Polyporales; Cerrenaceae. The record is from the annotation of a GenBank genome assembly.
GUAGGAUCGUUAAGAGCAAGCGGGCGCUUAUAUAAUAUUCAACAGAACCAAGCUCGAUCAAUUUGUAUUGAAUUCCACUCCCUAGCUUUUUGAUUUCGUUCUUGCUUGAGCCUUGCUCUGUGUUUCAGUCGUGGUUUCUAACUACUUCCUAGAUCUACCAACGUGUUGAUAAUGGCACGAAGUUCUGUCUCUAGCGACGACGAGGCACCGGAGGCAAUUUCUUUCAAUUCCGAGAAGAAAGCUGCGAAAGGUCGUGACGCAGCUCUGCAACAGUUCCAAUCGGAAGAGAGACUCAAGACGAAGGAGAAAAAUAGGCGGAAGGAUCAAGCUCUCAAAGAGCGUGCCUUAUCAAAACGAAAACCUGAUGUCAAGGGAAAGGAUAAAGCUGUUAAUGAGGAAGAAGACGAGAAUGAGGAUGAUGGUUCAUUAGCAGGUCCUUCACGAGACGAUCUGGAGGCUAGGAUGGAGAGAGCGAUGAGGGACGCUGCCGAACAGUCUGGUUCUGACUUGGAAGACGAAGAGCCGGAGGAGUUCGAAGGCUUCAAUGCUGACGAUUCAGAGGCUGAUGAGUUCAGCGAGGCAAGCGAUGAUUCCGUCUCAGACGAAAGCUCGGAAGACGAAUUACCGGUGCAUGUCCGUGAAGACGGGGAGGAGGAGGAGUCCCCUUCCGAGGAAGAAGACGUGCCUCCUCGGAAACCUUCACAAAAGCUGGAUUACCUUCCGGACCAUCUAUUUACUGCGGCUUUCUCACAGCCUGAGACUUCUUCUGGAGCAAAACGGAAGGCUGCUGCAUCGCAAAAAGACACGCCUACGAAGAAACGAAGACGUCUCAAGAAGACAAACAAAGACAUUGUGAUUGGGUGUGUAGUCAAUUUACUCAUGUUUCUUCUAUGUACUGACCGGAAUACCUUGUGUAGCUCACGGACCAUUCGCACAGUACCCAAAAGCUCUGAUUCUUUGGUCUCAACACCUGUUUCCAAAGAGUUGCGCACUUCAGCUGGUGUCAACAAGUUCGUUAAGAAAAGUUUGAACGUCCAGGGCAAGUCUCAAAUAGCAAAAACCAAAGGCUGGGAUCGGCGGCCUGGUAAGUCCAUCAGCUCCACCAUUGACUACAUGUUCUAAGCUAGUUCUUUUGCAGUACACCUUGGCGUCAUGCGAAGAAAUGGGCCUGCAGCUCAGUUCGUACGCGCGUCAUAGCGACUUCACACUCCACUACACUCAGCUGUUCUGUCGAUAAUCAUGUCCUUCAUAUACAUGCACCCCAGGGAAUUCGGAGAUCUUCGAAUUUUCCAUUUCGUUCCAGCUUAGAGUGCACAAUCUACUCAUGAAUUAUGAGGGACAACAAUCCUAUAUUCUCGAUCUACGAAAACAAGAACAGUGACCGUACGUAUGUGAGUCGUAGCAGGAGGGCGUAUCCUACAAUGCAUAAGAGAGCUAUUGUACAAUCUCAGCUAUACAGAGCAGGAUUUUGAUCUCGUAGCAAAGCAGAGCACAAACAACAGCAAUACAAGAAAGCAGAAAAAAUCAUGAAUCAAAGGAAGCAAUGAAGCUUGAAGCAAGAU